GGAAAUGGAGGCGGGAGCAACUGAAGGAGGACAGUUUGUUCGAUGUGAUUGAGCAGAAGGAGGAAAACUGAAGGCUGAAGCCAGCCUGAUGGAAGUCCAGAAGAUGGAAGAAGAGGACGACACAUGUCUGUCUAAGAGCAACAAGUCUAAAGAUAUAAAUCCAGAAAAAACUGGGCAAUCAGACACAAAAGGCCAGUACCACAGACAGAGAGCAGAGUCUCCAGUAUCCAGUGGUUAUGAAUCUAUGAAGAGUGAUAGGUAUAAAGAUCAUAUUCCUCCAGACUUCAGUGAAGAACCUGGACCCUCAGACACAAAAGAGAAGAAGAGGAGUCAUGUUUCUGUAGAGGAGCUCCUGAAGGAUCCAGUCUCUACCAGCUGUGGACACUGGUUCUGUAGACAGUGCAUCACCUCAUACUGGGACCAAUCAUCUUCAUCAGGACACUCCUCCUGUCCCCAGUGUGGCAAAAGAUCCAGAACAUCUGAUAUUGACCUCCAGGAGGUUUUAGAUGAACAUAAAAUCAGUCUGAGGAGGAGAUGUGAACAUGUGACUGAAGGAACUGAUGUAACAGGAAGAGGAACCCUCCUCAACAGGAUCUACACUGAGCUCUACAUCACAGAGGGACAGAGUGAAGAGGUUAAUACCCAACAUGAGGUGAAGCAGCUUGAGAUAGCUUCCAAAAUGAAGGCCCUCCAUGACACUCCAAUUAAGAGCCAUGACAUCUUUAAAGCCUUACCUGACCAACAGAGAAACAUCAGAGUGGUUCUGACUUACGGCGUCGCUGGUGUUGGAAAAACCUUCUCAGUGCAGAAGUUCACUCUGGACUGGGCAGAGGGUUUGGAAAACCAAGAUAUCAGUGUGGUGAUUGUGCUUUCGUUCAGGGAGCUGAACUUGAUCAAAGAUGAGCAGAACAGUCUUCUCAGGCUGCUCCAUGUUUUCCAUCCAACAUUACAGAAGGUCACAGCAGAGCAGCUGACUGUCUGUAAACUUUUGUUCAUCUUUGACGGCCUGGAUGAAAGCAGACUUCCACUGGACUUCAACAACAGUGAGGUUGUGUCUGAUGUCACACAGAAGGCAUCAGCCAACGUGCUGCUGACAAACCUCAUCAAGGGGAACCUGCUUCCCUCGGCUCUGGUCUGGAUCACUUCCAGACCUGCAGCAUCCAAUCAGAUCCCUCUUACAUGUGUUGACAGGGUAACAGAAGUACGAGGCUUCACUGACGCCCAGAAGGAGGAGUACUUCAGGAGGAGGUUCAGUGAUGAAGAGCUGUCCAACAGAAUCAUCUCCCACAUCAAGACCUCCAGGAGCCUCCACAUCCUGUGUGCAGUCCCAGUCUUCUGCUGGAUCACUGCUGCAGUUCUGGAGCACAUAUUGACUACAGAGCAGAGAGGAGAGCUGCCCAAGACCCUGACUAAUAUGUACUCACACUUUGUGAUGGUUCAGACAAAGAGGAAGAAGAACAAGUACCAUGAGGGACAUGAGACGAGUCCACAGGAGCUGAUGGAGGCUGACAGGGAAGUUCUUCUGAAGCUGGGGAGGCUGGCGUUUGAAGAGCUGGAGAAAGGAAACAUCAUGUUCUACCAAGAAGACCUGGAGCGCUGUGGUAUGGAUGUGACAGAGGCCUCAGUGUACUCAGGAGUUUGUACAGAGAUCUUCAAAAGAGAGAGUGUGAUCUUCCAGAAAUCAGUCUACUGCUUUGUUCAUCUGAGCAUUCAGGAGUUUCUGGCUGCAGUCUACAUGUUCCACUGCUACACCAACAGGAAGAAAGAGAAAGAGGUGCUGGACAACUUCCUGGGGAUAAAAUACCAAAUGAAAAAAUGUGCGUCUACCUGGAAUGACCUGUCUCUGGAUGACUUCCUAUUUGGAGCCAUGAAGAAAUCCCUGCAGAGUAAAAAUGGUCACCUGGACCUGUUUGUUCGCUUCCUCCAUGGCCUCUCUCUGGAGUCCAACCAGAGAUUCUUAGGAGGUCUGCUGGGUCAGACAGAGAACAGUCCACAAAUCAUCCAGAGAACCAUCAACAAGCUGAAGAAGAUGAACACUUUUAACAUCUCUCCUGACAGAAGCAUCAACAUCUUCCACUGUCUGAUGGAGAUGAACGACCUCUCAGUUCAUCAGGAGAUCCAAGAGUUCCUGAGGUCAGAGAACACAUCAGAGAAGAAACUCUCUGUGAUCCACUGCUCAGCUCUGGCCUACAUGCUGCAGAUGUCAGAGGAGGUUCUGGAUGAGUUGGACUUAAAGAAGUACAACACAUCAGAGGAGGGACGACGGAGACUGAUUCCAGCUGUGAGGAACUGCAGAAAGGCUCAAUUUACUGGAUGUCGGCUCUCAGAGGCUGAUUAUGAAGUUGUGGCCUCAGCUCUGAAGUCCAACCCUUCCUAUCUGACAGAGCUGGACCUGAGUGAAAAUGACCUGAAAUAUUUCAGAGUGAAGCUGCUGUUUGCUGGACUGGAGAGUCCAAACUGCAGACUGGAGACUCUGAGAUUGACUGAUUGCAGUUUAUCAAAUAUCAGCUGUGAUUCUCUGGUCUCAGCUCUGAAGUCCAACCCCUCCCAUCUGAAACAUCUGGACCUGAGUUACAACAUCCUGAAGGAUUCAGUAGUGAAGCAGCUGUGUGGUUUUCUGGAGAGUCCGCUCUGUAGACUGGAGACUCUGAGACUGAGUGGCUGCAGUUUAUCAAAGAUCAGUUGUAAUUCUCUGGUCUCAGCUCUGAAGUCCAACCCCUCCCAUCUCAAAUAUCUGGACCUGAGUGACAACACCCUGAAGGAUUCAGGAGUGAAGCAGCUGUGUGGUUUUCUGGAGAGUCCAGACUGUAGACUGGAGACUCUGAGAUUGAGUUUCUGCAGUUUGUCAGAGAUCAGCUGUGAUUCUCUGGUCUCAGCUCUGAAGUCCAACCCCUCCCAUCUGAAACAUCUGGACCUGAGUCACAACAUCCUGAAGGAUUCAGGAGUGAAGCAGCUGUAUGAUCUUAAGAAGAGUCUCUGUAGGCUGGAGACUCUGAGGGUGGACUCUUGUAGAGAGGACUCAGUCAAUCCACAGCUUCCUGUCAAUGAUGAGAGUGAUCUUACUGUUGACUCCAAUACUGUGAACAAACACCUCCUCAUGUCUGAGGAAAACAGGAACAUGAGCUUCUCCCAGGAGUCUGCUCGGUCAUGUUUCACACCUGAGGUGAUAACAGAAAGAGGAGGCCUUUCAUACAGGUUCAGGUUCCCGGGUUCAGGUGUGUUCCACUGUUCUUUGACUGGUCUGGUGUUUAAAGUGACUCAUGAGGGUGAGGUCUCCUACAAGACUUUGAUCUGGGAUGAUGCUCUUCUUCAACCGGCUGGUAAGCUGCCUGGAGGGCCACUGUUCAGCAUCACCUGUCCUCAGGACUCUAUCAGUCAGCUCCACCUCCCACACUGUGAACCUGAGCCUGCACUGGUCUCUGAAAGCCUCUCAGUCGUCCACAUCACAGACGAUGGCAUGAGCAUCAUUCAGCCAGUGGAGAUUUCUGAAACUCAUGUGAUCGUGGACAUCCCUCACCUCUCUGCCUUUGGCAUCGUGUGGGAUCUGGUCAAGCGGUUUAAGAAUUUCAUCACCAAACCAGUCAAAGGCCAAGUGCUGAUGUUCCUGCAACACGAACCUUGUCGCAUCAUCCAUGUGAUUCUGCUACCGAACAACGUGCCUCUGCAGGAGGUAAAAGCCCAACACACUGACUGUGAGUACAUCAAGGCUCCGUCCCUCGGCCUUUUCCACAAAGGGCAACAUUACAGCCUCCACAGUGACCCAGAGGUUUAUAAAAUCCAGCCUGCUCGUACAGAGUUUUUUGAAAACUACGGACCAAAUUUCCACCCAACAUUUGAGGUCAUCAUGAAAACAAACAGAGAUGAAGUGACGCUGAUGGUGCAUGAUCAAGGCGGGACACAGGUGUGGGAGUACUGGCUUUAUCUGCCUGAUCUGUCCUCACAAUCUUCUUCUGAAGGAAAUCCGCCUCUAGUGGAGAACAACUCGUCGCCGGAGGAAAAGCUGAAGAAUGCUCGGACCAAAUUCGUUGAACGAGCAUCUGACCCUUCUCUGAACAAGCUGCUGGAUGAACUGCUGCACUGUGGAGUCAUAACUGAUGCUGAGGGUGAAGCUGCUAGAUCCAAACCCAGAGAUGACAAAGCACGAGACCUGAUCGACACGGUGCGAAAGAAAGGAGCAGAAGCAAGUUCAAAGAUGAUCAACAUCUUCUCUGCCAAUGAUCCAUACUUGUGCAGAGAGCUCGGCUUCAACAUGUGUAACCACAUUGAGAAGGUUGUGGGUGGGGGAGCAGCCUUCAUGUACUCAAAGACCAGUCUUCAGAGACACUUCAGGAUUACUGGUGUAAGCUCCAUGGGCCUACCGAUGGAAGUCCAGAAAAUGGAGGAGGACGUCCGACUGUCUCAGAAGAGCAACAAGUCUGAAGAUAUAAAUCCAGGCUUCAGUGAAGAACCUGGACCCUCAGACAAACAAAGUCAGAGAGCAGAGUCUCCAGUAUCUAGCUGUCUGUCUAUGAAGAGUGACUGGUCUAAAGAACGUUCUCCAGACUUCAGUGAGCAACCUCGACCCUCAGACACAAAAGGUCAGUACCACAGACAGAGAGCAGAGUCUCCAGUAUCCAGCUGUGAGUCUAUGAAGAGUGAUUGGUCUAAAGAACGUUCUCCAGACUUCAGUGAAGAACCUGGACCCUCAGACUCAAAAGGGAGAAAGAGGAGUCCUGUUUCUGUGGAGGAGCCGCUGUCCUGCUGUGCUUUGUGUCAGCACGUCUUGAAGGAUCCAGUCUCUACCAGCUGUGGACACUGGUUCUGUAGACAGUGUAUCACCUCAUACUGGGACCAGUCGUCUUCAUCGGGAGACUCCUCCUGUCCCCAGUGUGGACAAAGAUCCAGAACAACUGAUGUUGGUCUGCAAGAGGUUUUAGAUGAACAUAAGAUCAGUCUGAGGAGGAGAUGUGAACAUGUGAUUGAAGGAACUGAUGUAACAGGAAGAGGAACCCUCCUCAACAGGAUCUACACUGAGCUCUACAUCACAGAGGGACAGAGUGAAGAGGUUAAUACCCAACAUGAGGUGAAGCAGCUUGAGACAGCUUCCAAGAUGAAGGCCCUCCAUGACACUCCAAUUAGGUGCCAGGACAUCUUUAAAGCCUUACCUGACCAACAGAGACACAUCAGAGUGGCUCUGACUAACGGUGUCGCUGGCGUUGGAAAAACCUUCUCAGUGCAGAAGUUCACUCUGGACUGGGCAGAGGGUUUGGAAAACCAAGAUGUCAAUGUGGUGAUUGUGCUUUCGUUCAGGGAGCUGAACCUGGUCAAAGAUGAGCAGUACAGUCUUCUCAGGCUGCUCCAUAUUUUCCAUCCAACAUUACAGAAGGUCACAGCAGAGCAGCUGGCUGUCUGUAAACCUUUGUUCAUCUUUGACGGCCUGGAUGAAAGCAGACUUUCACUGAAGUUCAAUAACAGUGAGGUUGUGUCUGAUGUCACACAGAAGGCAUCAGUCAAUGUGCUGCUGACAAACCUCAUCAAGGGGAACCUGCUUCCCUCAGCUCUGGUCUGGAUCACUUCCAGACCUGCAGCAGCCAGUCAGAUCCCUCCUACAAGUGUUGACAGGGUAACAGAAGUACGAGGCUUCACUGAUGCCCAGAAGGAGGAGUACUUCAGGAGGAGGUUCGGUAAUGAAGAGCUGUCCAACAGAAUCAUCUCCCACAUCAAGACAUCCAGGAGCCUCCACAUCCUGUGUGCAGUCCCAGUCUUCUGCUGGAUCACUGCUACAGUUCUGGAGCACAUGUUGACUACAGAGCAGAGAGGAGAGCUGCCCAAGACCCUGACUGACAUGUACUCACACUUUGUGAUGGUUCAGACAAAGAGGAAGAAGAACAAGUACCAUGAGGGACAUGAGACGAGUCCACAGGAGCUGAUGGAGGGUGACAGGGAAGUUCUUCUGAAGCUGGGGAGGCUGGCGUUUGAACAUCUGGAGGAAGGAAACAUCAUGUUCUACCAAGAAGACCUGGAGCGCUGUGGUCUGGGUGUAGCAGAGGCCUCAGUGUACUCAGGAGUUUGUACAGAGAUCUUCAAAAGAGAGAGUGUGAUCUUCCAGAAAUCAGUCUACUGCUUUGUUCAUCUGAGCGUUCAGGAGUUUCUGGCUGCAGUCUACAUGUUCCACUGUUACACCAACAGGAAGAAAGAGAAAGAGGUGCUGGACGAUUUCCUGGGGAUAAAAGACCAUCAGGAGGAUGAAGAAGAUGAUGAUGAUGAUGAUGAUGAAAAUGAGGAUGAUGAUGAUGAUAAUGAUGAUGAUUACAUGGGUAACCUAUCUCUGGAUGACUUCUUGUGUGGAGCCAUGGAAAAAUCCCUGGCGAGUAAAAAUGGUCACCUGGACCUGUUUGUUCGCUUCCUUCAUGGCCUCUCUCUGGAGUCCAACCAGAGAUUCUUAGGAGGUCUGCUGGGUCAGACAGAGAACAGUCCACAAAUCAUCCAGAGAACCAUCAACAAGCUGAAAAAGAUGAACACUUAUAAAAUCUCUCCUGACAGAAGCAUCAACAUCUUCCACUGUCUGAUGGAGAUGAACGACCUCUCAGUUCACCAGGAGAUCCAAGAGUUCCUGAAAUCAGAGAACAGAUCAGAGAAGGAACUCUCUGAGAUCCAGUGCUCAGCUCUGGCCUACAUGCUGCAGAUGUCAGAGGAGGUUCUGGAUGAGCUGGACCUGAAGAAGUACAACACAUCAUUGGAGGGGCGACGAAGACUUAUCCCAGCUGUGAGGAACUGCAGAAAGGCUCAACUUUCUGAAUGUGGACUCUCAGUGACUGAUUGUGAAGUUGUGGCCUCAGCUCUGAAGUCCAACACGUCCCAUCUGACAGAGCUGGACAUGAGUGAAAAUUACCUCCAGGAUUCAGGAGUGAAGCUGCUGUCUGCUGGACUGGAGAGUCCAAACUGUAAACUGGAGACUCUGAGAUUGAAGAGCUGCCAUUUAUCAGAGAGCAGCUAUUAUUCUCUGGUCUCAGCUCUGAAGUCCAACCCCUCCCAUCUCAAACAUCUGGACCUGAGUCUCAACAACCUGAAGGAUUCAGUAGCAAAGCAGCUGUGUGGUUUUCUGGAAAGUCCACUCUGUAUACUGGAGACUCUGAGGUUGAGUAACUGCAGUUUGUCAGAGAUCAGUUGUGAUUCUCUGGUCUCAGCUCUGAAGUCCAACCCCUCUCAUCUCAAACAUCUGGACCUGAGUCAUAACAAGCUGCACGAUUCAGGAGUGAAGCAGCUGUGUGGUUUUCUGGAGAGUCCACUUUGUAGACUGGAGACUCUGAGGUCAGUUCACUGUCUAAUACUAUUGUAGAUCUGAUAUGUUUAAUGACCAACAGAACCUCAUUCAUGAUCAUCCAGAACUUUCAUGCAUAAAACUGUAAAAUUCUUUGGGAUGAAGCUAGCUUGAAAGCUUGCAUAAUGGUUUAAACAAUCUGUAAAUCAUUCAGGUCUGUAAAUAUUAUUUUACAUGAUUUCCUUCUUCUUUUACAUUUUUCUUUAACAAAAGUUUUUUUUCCUGGUGUUUUUUGUUUGUUUGUUUGUUUGUUUCCAGGUUUUAAAAUAUGAUCUGAAAACUGCUGUGAAUGAGUAAAAAGAAGAAAAUGAGUUCUGCAACACAAAAUAACAUUUACAGACAGACAGACCGCGAUUUUAGUCAAGAUUGUGGUGGGGCCAUGCAGGAAAAUCUUAUAAUGCAAUCCAAAGAUACCACAAUGAAUACCCUCACAACAAAAACACAGUAGUGAGUGAUGAAGGUUAAGGUUUGGAUUAGACCAUAGUUCCUGAUAACAAACAGAUGACAACAAAAUUCCAGCUGACUAAUACAUUCAUUCAAUGUCAAUCUGCCCACAUCUAUUAUCAUAUCAAUAGUGCCGUCAAACGGUGUUCAAAACCUCACUAUAACAAUUAGUCAAGGUUAAAACAACAACAGGACAACAAUAAAAAACACAAUGCACAACUCAUGGUGUGAAUGGCGCUCACCCAAUACACAGCAAUCAAUAUAUAAAGUCACCACAGACAAUAUACCACAGCCAAACAGUCAUUUCAGCACCACAGACAGGUGAACAGCUCCACACAUGUAUCCCCAGUUAUGCAAAAUUCCACUAUAAUUGAAGCAAUACAUAAACUACUUUAUCAAUUUAAUUUCCAUAAAUUAGACUCACCAGUCUCUUUUUAUGAGCUCCCAUUUUGUGUUCAAACUACUCCUGGUUGAAUUACCUAGUUUUGUCUUUUACCUCUAGAAAUUAUUUGAUCCUCCGGUCGAUGUGGUGCCAAAGGCAAAGAUGGCAUUGUUUACAGACAUUUGAUGACUUUUAAUUCAUUCUGCAAGAUUUGAACAUUUGUUUUCCACCUUGUAUUGUUUAAUGUGAUUCCAAACUUUCAAACCACUUUUUGGCAAAUUAGGUCAUGAUAUUGAUCUCAUAAAUGUCAUUUUGUUCAGGUUGAGUGUUUGUAGCGGAAACUGUAGAAAAUGUCCACAGUUCAUUGUGAAAACCAAUGAAGCUGACACCGUAAUAUUAAGCUGCAAAUUUAUGGCAAAGGCUCAUUAUAUUAUUGUAGCAAUUUUCUAUAAAUGAAAAGUGCUAUGUAAAUAAAGUUUGAUUUAAAUUGAUGAUUGGUUAUUUAAAACCUAAACACAUCCGUCUUGUCAUGAUUAAUCUACAUCAUUUAUUCUUUAUUCAGAUUGAGUUUGUGCAGUUUGUCAGAGAUCAGCUGUGAGUCUCUGGUCUCAGCUCUGAAGUCCAACCCCUCCCAUCUGAAGCAUCUGGACCUGAGUCUCAACAACCUGAAGGAUU
Mugil cephalus (flathead mullet) is the source of this 8801-nucleotide messenger RNA. RefSeq lists its product as uncharacterized. The record is from RefSeq and is a predicted model, not a curated record. The coding region runs from base 89 to 7318 and encodes 2409 amino acids. Gene Ontology annotation, biological process: regulation of apoptotic process. NCBI's taxonomy places the organism in Eukaryota, Metazoa, Chordata, Actinopteri, Mugiliformes, Mugilidae. Gene Ontology annotation, molecular function: protein binding. The transcript is spliced from 26 exons.